This is a messenger RNA of Babesia bovis T2Bo, 1459 nucleotides long. RefSeq names its product guanine nucleotide-binding protein subunit beta-like protein 1. Gene Ontology annotation, biological process: mRNA splicing, via spliceosome. Gene Ontology annotation, molecular function: U6 snRNA binding; U4 snRNA binding; protein binding. The record is from RefSeq and is a predicted model, not a curated record. NCBI's taxonomy places the organism in Eukaryota, Apicomplexa, Aconoidasida, Piroplasmida, Babesiidae. Gene Ontology annotation, cellular component: U4/U6 x U5 tri-snRNP complex. The transcript has 3 exons. Bases 441 to 1439 code for a protein of 332 amino acids.
ACUUAUUCUAGAUGUAUUUCGGUAAUAGAUAACCACGUAACUUUGUGAUUGCAUGCUGCUAUCACACCGUCAGAUGAAUCUUAUUCAAUAUAGCAUCGUUAUCCAUCGUCAAAACGUACAGUAGUUACUUCUUAUAAAAGCAUCUUUCUACCGCAAUGAUAUGUAGCUGGAAUAGAUAUUAGACCAUUUACUAUAGAAUCACUGUAUACAUGAAUAUUUGUUUUGUUUGAUGUGUAGUUGAUUCCGGAAGACCGUAUAUACACAUUCUGCGAUGUACUUGCGUCGUAGUGUUGUAUCGCUUAAAAUAUACAUUUAGUUUGCGUUGCAUUUUAUGUCUAGAACGAUAUAACGUCAACACAUGUCUCUAUUGUCACUUCUUUUCGGUGACAUGGUCUUAUAUGCUGGGAUCUUCUUUGUCAAUUUUAGUAUUAUAAGGUCUUAUGGAAGCAACCCCGGUCAUCAGCAUCCGUUGUGAAGAUGGGCUCACAUCUGUGUGCUAUGUUGAUCAAGGGUUGCUUACCUCUAGCAUUGGAGGUGGUCUGUCUAUUUGGGACAUGACAACCGGCAACACAUUAACAUCAUCGCAUAUUCAUCGUGAUUGCGUUUAUGCACUCCCAAUAGACUCAAAUGGCCAAAAUUGCGCAUCAAUGCUAGCAGUGCAACAUAAAUCUGGAUUUUCUGUCUUUGAUCUAAAAACCGAUACUACAUUGUAUAACGCAGACGUUAACUAUAGUAACUUUUCGCAUAUUUGUUUUUGUUCAUCUGCGUCGUUGUUGUUGUGCCCAUCUGGGAUAAACUCCAUCGCAUGCUAUGACGUUCGCACAGCAAUCGGUAGUUCCGAUCAUCAAAACGGCGCGACUGGUCCAUCUUCCAUUUCCAUCGAGCUGUUGGCACCUACAGAAGGUAGCACGGACAUUGGAUGCCUCCAACACAUUGAAACAUUUCCGCAUUCAUCUGGCUAUCGUAUCAUAGCUGGAUAUGAAACGGGUUUGGUGUCUAUAUUUGAUUUACGGAAACCUCAACAUGCAUUGAUGACUCACACAGUAGAUGGCAUCGACACUUUAACAGCGUUCUCUGUAUGGCGUGAUGUAGUGUUAUUAGGCGAUUCUAUUGGUAAUGUAUCGAUGUUGCACAUUUCGAGUUCGAGUGAUGUUACUACACUGAAGAGCCAUAACAUUUACAAAGGUGAAGCGAGCACUGCUGGCAUUGGAUGCCUAAAGAUAAGACCGGACGGCGCCAUAACUAUUGCUUGUUGUUGGGAUUACACAAUACGGGUUUUGGAAACACGAUCCUUAUAUACCAAAGCAAUCAUAGCUGAGCAUAACGACACCAUUGUGGAUGUCUGUUUCAAUGCACAGAGCGGCGAUUUUGCGACCUGUGGUCUUGACGGCAACGCUUACGCUUGGAACCUCUUCAAUAGCAGUUACAAACAUAUUUAAACUAUUGUUAGAUGUUAUUA